AUGAAAAAACUGUUUGCCAUUGUUUACGUUCAUUCAGCCCCAGGAAAUUACAAACGAAGGCAGCUGAUCAGAGAGACCUGGGGAAAUCCAAUCUACCAUAUUUGUCCCAUCAAAAUCCUUUUUUUCAUUGGCCUCCCAAAACCGAAAGAAGAUACGCAAUGGUUUUUAAAGCAGGAAUCAGACACUUACAAGGAUAUUAUCCAGGAAAAUUAUUACGACGACUACCACAACCUGACGUACAAAGCGGUGGGAGCGAUGAAGUGGGUCUCUGAGUACUGCAGCCACGCGAGGUUCAUCAUCAAGACUGAUGAUGACAUCGUCGUCAACAUUUUCCUUCUCUUCAACUACCUCGACAAGCAGAUGCUUACAACGAAUACAAUAUUCUGCCGCGUGUGGAGUAGGAUGUUGGUCAUGAGAGAGGGCAAAUGGAAAGUGGACGUAGAAGAUUACCCGGAUGAACUCUACCCGAGGUACUGUUCAGGGAGUGCCUUCGUCAUGACCUCUGACCUCGCCCAGAAACUCUACAACACCUCACACUACGUGCCAUUUUUCUGGGUCGACGACGCCUACCUAACCGGCUUCCUACCAAGAAAACUCACCAACGUAACGCACGUUUCUCUUCAGAAAUACUACCACUUUCAGUUCUCACUUUUUAUGACAGGUAGUACGGCAAAAAAGUUCAUGUUCAUACAUUCUUACAUCGAGUUAUUUACGAGGAAACUCUGGAGAGAUAUCGUUAAACUCGAAGUCGGCUCGAUUUCGUGA
This is a messenger RNA of Helobdella robusta, 765 nucleotides long. RefSeq lists its product as hypothetical. Bases 1 to 765 code for a protein of 254 amino acids. Lineage: Eukaryota; Metazoa; Annelida; Clitellata; Rhynchobdellida; Glossiphoniidae. The record is from RefSeq and is a predicted model, not a curated record. Gene Ontology annotation, cellular component: membrane. The transcript has 2 exons. Gene Ontology annotation, molecular function: hexosyltransferase activity.